Molecule: messenger RNA, 2076 nt
Organism: Drosophila guanche
Lineage: Eukaryota; Metazoa; Arthropoda; Insecta; Diptera; Drosophilidae
Gene: Cpr73D
Product: keratin, type I cytoskeletal 9
Exons: 4
Coding region: 162-1949 (595 amino acids)
Cellular component (GO): chitin-based extracellular matrix
Molecular function (GO): structural constituent of chitin-based larval cuticle
Source: RefSeq, a predicted model, not a curated record
CGUUGUUCUUGCCGCCCGCCAGCUCCAAAAGUCUCCCUAGAAAGUGCCCAGCCAAGAUCGGAAUCGGUUUCGCAUCAUUGGAACAUUCUCCCUGUUCAUUUUGUGCCAGGAUGUUCGUUUGAAGCUCUCACCAUACCCACUCUUGUUUGAAGGCAGUGAAGAUGCAUCUGCUUUGGUUGCUGUGCGCUCUCCUGGGCUACUGGGCACAGCCAGCGAGUGCUGAAAUCGAGUACAAUACCAUCAACGAGGAUGGAUCUUUUCAGUUUCGACAUGCAAAUGAUGACAUUGGCGGCUACUAUCACAGCGCCUCGGGCACGCCAGACAACACGGUGCGAGGUCGUUAUGGUUCGCGUAGUCCAGCGAGCGGCCAAAUCGAAGAGACCGUCUAUACGGCCGGACCACGUGGUUUUCGCGUGAAUGGACCGAAGAUACACCGCAAAAUGGACUUGGCACAGUAUCCGGUGAGGCCGCGCGGUAGCCCCGACGACCCGCUGGCCGAUCCCUUUGAUGAUCCCUCCUACAGCUUCAGCUACCGCACGCCGGACCAGUCGAGGAGCGAGGAGAAUGAUGCAGGAAAUAGGAUCAGGGGUCUCUAUUCCUACCUGGAUGAUGUGGGAGAGCGUCACAGUGUGCGCUAUGCUGCAGGCGCCGGCACUGGCUUUGAGAUCUCCAAUGCCGUGCCCGACAAUCCCUCCAGCGUGGCCUACUCCAGUCCGCUGUACAAGGCGCCGCCCCGGACACGCGGCAAGAUGUCCGUGCAGCGUGGACCCGCGGGCAGCUACAAGCUGAUUGCCGCCGGACCGGAUCAUCGGCGUGCGGAGAGUCGUGCCCCGGAUGGCCUCGUGCGCGGCACGUACUCCUUCCUCGACGACAAGGGCGUGCAGCGCACGGUGGAGUACAUUGCGGGCGCGGGCAUUGGCUAUCGCGUGGUGCACAAUCGCAUUGGUCCGGGCACGCACAUAAAUCCCUCGGUGGCCGACUUCCGGCUGGCGGACACGGACUUCCGGCUGGCCAAUGACUUUGGCAGGGGUGCGGGCGGGCGAUUGGGCGGGGCUAGUGGUGGUGCAGGUGCCACAGAUUAUCUGAAACCCGGUGGAGGAGGCAGCAGAGCUGGCAGCAGAGGUGGUGGAGGAGCUGAUGGGCAGACUGCAGAUGGAAAUGGCGCAGCGGAGGAUGAUCUGGCAGCCGAUGGCAAUGGUGGAGGCGAUGAGGAUGAGGACAUUGGACUCAGCAGCACUUCCAGUGGUUCCAGCUCCUUCCGCGGCAAGGAGGAUCGCUGGGGCUACGCAGCGGGAAGCCCGCCCAGAGGCAGCACCACAUACGAUGCAGCAGAGAGGGAGAGGGGUGGCGGAGGAGGUGCAGGAGGAGGCAAGGCUGGCACACGCACACGCACACGCACAGGCGGAGGCAGCAGCGCCACGCGACAGAAGGGCUCCACGCGCAUCAAUGCCAGCGGCACACGCAAUCAAAAUCGCUUCAGCGGCAGGGGAGGCAGCGCGGAAAGGGGAGCUGGAGGAGCAGGCAAACACAGAGGCGGAGCUGCUUCCAGCGAAGGUGUGUCCAGCGGCGGCUAUCUGCCACCCACAGGAGGAGGAGGAGGAGGCUCAGGCGGAGGCGGAAGCAGCUCCACUGGCAGUGCCAUCAGCGGGCCCGGCGACAAUUACAACCUCAACGAUGACGAUGUUGGCAGCUCCCUGCCGCCCUUGGUCACGGCCAAUCAUCGCACACUGGAGAUCGAUCGGGAUAGGGACUGGGUGCUGCGGCAUCGCGACUCCACGGUGAUCAAGAAUGUGGGCAAAUGGUAUUUGGGACUGCCCCCGGGGCAGAGUGUCCGAGCGCACGUGCAGAACAUAGACAUUGUGCCGCUGGGCGGACGGGUGGGGCUGUCACCAUCGGAGGCAUUAAGGCAGGAUGAGAUUGCCGAGUUGGCUGCCUCCAGGGAGCAUUAGGCCCGGAAACUCCUACUCCUACUCCUACUCCUACUUCCCCUUGGAUACUUUUUUAGGUCGUAGCCAUAAGUGAUUGAUCAGCGUUAAGGCAGCAACUGUAACAGUAUUGAAAAGCGGAAUACAUAGU